GCGGUGCACAGGCAGUCCAAUCAGAGUGAACCGGUGCUAGGCUGACUGGAGGAGGGUUGUGAUUUUCAACACAGUGCUCUCUUGCAUUUUAAAUCCCCAGCAGGCUUCACAAAGGGGAUAACAGAAGGUUGGAGAGGAGGAGGAGAGGGCAAGGCAGCCUUUCUCAAGACAGCAGCGUUUUCCACUUGACUCACUUGUAAAAAGGAAGGAGAGGAGGAUGCAGACAUAAAGAGAAGGAAAAACAGCACCCUUUCAAACACCUGCUGCAAGCUGCUGCCGGCCUUGCCCGUCUUGGCGUCUUUCCCUUUUGUUUUUGAUGCUCUUUCCAGUCUCCCUGAAUUCUCUCUGUCUCUGACCUGUUAUUUUGGGCCUUUUUUUGCGCUUGGCUUUUGGAACAAAAGCUACGCCUUUUCCCCUCGGUGGUGUUAGCUUUGCUUUGCAUCAGCUGAGUCAUCAUGUCUGAUCUGACGCCUCAGAGCGAUGCCCCGACCCCCACCACCGACAAGAUCACCCAGGCAGCCCGGGAGACCAUUUAUCUCUGCAACUUUCGCGUGUCUGUCGAUGGCGAAUGGCUUUGCCUUCGCGAGCUCAACGACAUCUCGCUCACCCCAGACCCAGAGCCUGCACAUGAAGAUCCCAAGGAUCCUAUUGCAAUCGAAAGGCUUAACUUGAUGAACAUGGCCAAACUGAGCAUCAAGGGCCUGAUUGAGUCGGCUCUGAACCUGGGACGCACACUAGACUCUGACUAUGCACCUCUGCAGCAGUUCUUCGUGGUGAUGGAGCACUGUCUGAAACACGGGUUGAAAACCAAGAAGACGUUCCUGGGGCAGAACAAGUCGUUCUGGGGAGCGCUGGAGCUGGUGGAGAAACUGACACCUGAGGCAGGAGAGAUCACUGCAAGUGUAAAAGAUCUGCCAGGCCUCAAAACGCCUCUAGGAAGAGGACGAGCCUGGCUACGGCUGGCCUUGAUGCAGAAGAAGCUGUCCGACUACAUGAAGACCAUAAUCAAUAGAAAGGACCUGCUGAGUGAAUUCUAUGAGCCAAACGCGUUGAUGAUGGAAGAGGAGGGAGCUGUGAUUGCCGGGCUCCUCGUCGGGCUAAAUGUCAUCGAUGCCAACCUCUGUAUGAAGGGAGAGGACUUGGAUUCACAGGUCGGGGUGAUCGAUUUUUCAAUGUACCUCAAAGACGGCGGACACAGUAGCAAGAGUGCAGAAGGUGAUGGCCAAAUCACAGCGAUUCUUGAUCAGAAGAAUUACGUGGAGGAGCUCAACAGACAUUUAAGUGCUUCAGUAAAUAACCUCCAGGCCAAGGUGGACGCCCUCGAAAAAUCCAAUACAAAGCUAACAGAGGAGCUUGCUGUGGCAAAUAACAGGAUCAUCACCUUACAAGAAGACGUGGAGCGAGUAAAGGAGGAGAGCUGUUAUCAGCUGGAGUCCAACAGGAAGGCAUUAAGAAGUGAUUCAGCCGCAGACGGACAGGCGCUGGGCGAAACACGCAAGCAGCUCAAAGAGGAAACUCUGCUUCGAUUGGAUGUGGAGAAGGAGCUGGAGGUGCAGAUUGGGAUGAAGCAGGAGAUGGAGCUGUCCAUGAAGAUGCUGGAGAAGGACAUCUGUGAGAAGCAGGAUGCUCUGGUGGAGCUCAGGCAGCAGCUGGACGACCUCCGUGCCAUCAACCAGCAGCUCACCCACAAGUCACAGAGCUCAGAGGCGAGCUCCAAACAGAAGAGUGACGUCAUCGCUCGCUUGGAGGAGAAAAUCAACCAGAUGGCAGGGACUGUAAAACAGCUGGAGACCAGAUCCAAACAGGCUGAGCGAGAGCGGGAUCUGGCUGUCGAGGCCAACCGGCUGUUCAAGCAGGAGUUUGGAGACAAAAUCGAGAGCCUGCAGACGGAGGUGGAGCAGCUCAGGAAGCAGAGGUAUAAUUUGGAGUCGGAGCUGAGGAAGGAGAGGGAGCGGCGCAGCGAGUAUCACGUGGACGCCAGACAGUCCAGCACGCCUCAGAGGGAGCGCAAACUCGCAGAGCACACACGAAAAGAACCCCAGGCAGUCAAAAAGGAGAAUAAUCAGUCACAGACGGGAUCAGAGGACAGGACAAGUCUCAGCUCCAGCAUGUCCUCGUCGCAGCAUGGAGAUGAACAGGAUGAGUCGUUCGUUGAAAUCAGUCAGCCUUCCAUCUGUGCCAUGUGUGAGCAGGACGACUCCAUCCUGAAGAUCAAGAAACAAUGCAAGAACUGCGGCGGGGUUUUCUGUGAGAGCUGCCUGGCCAACGAGCUGCCGCUGCCCUCCUCCAUCCACCCGGAGAACGUGUGUGACACCUGCUACUCCCAGCUGCUGCAGCAGUACGCCUCCACCCCAUCCUGAGCCCCGCCCGCUCAUCUGCCACACAGCACGAGGAACGCUCCGAGGGAAAUUCUCAAGUUACACCAAAGGCAUUGAUUUCUGACAAGUUGAAUUUACUCGCACUGCUGAAAUGCACUUUUUGACUUCAUGACUCAGCAAGAUGUCGGAAAAAAAGAAGCUUUUUUUAUUCGCUAUAAGUUUAGAUCUAAAAGAGCCCCGUGAGUCCUGCACUCCAAGGCUUGUUUUAGCUAUUUUAAAUAAGCACUGUCUGAUUGGACCAUUGACAGCUGUGUGUGUGUGUGUAUGUUUCCAUUUUACAGUAGCUCAUUCACUUAAAGGUCAUACACACGAAAUAAUUUUUUUUCAUGGGGAAAAACCUGCUGUUCUCUGAAUUGAUGAGAUAAUUGUCUCAGAAUUAUCUCAGAAAACGGCCGAUUUUUUUUCCUCACAAAGAAUUCAAGAUAAGUAUCUCAAUAAUUUCUAAAAACAAGGGAGACUUUUUUUUUUUUUUUUUUUUACAUGAAUGAAUCACACUUACAUGGUUCUGAAAGGUUAGUUCCUCCUCUCACAUUGAAGGUGUUUUAUUUUGUAAAAUCGGCUUCUGCAGUGUUUGGUUGUGAUGGGGAAAAAUGCAUAAACACACACACACACACACAAACACAGACAGAACUGUCAGUGGAUUGGUCAGAUUGCUGAUGUAAGCAUCCUACUUUGAUCAUCUCAUUAAUGCACACAUUUAAAAACUGACUCUUCUCAAUGUCCACCGGGUGGAUUAUUGAUUAGCAGAUUAAAAGGUCAACUGACAGCAUUUUAAACUUUAAUUUUAAAACAUAAGGAACUGGAUGUGUCGUUGAGACUUCGUAUAUCAGGUCAGACUUUUUGCUGUGUGAGGACACAGGCGGCCGAUGCUGCGCCGCGAUGCUGGUCCACUGAAACUGAAUGGGAGUGAAAAUGAAUCCCACUCAGUUUCAAUGUGCUGAUCACGUCAACACUUAUUUCAACUUUUAUUUCGCCAGGUGAGGCAUGAAUUUUCAUUCCGUUCGCUCAGAGCCACAUCUGGUUCAGGAUGUCAGGGCUGGAUUUCAGAGGGUAAUUAUAUCAGAUUAUUGAACACACACUCGUAGUUUAUCGUGAUUACAGAAGGAGUUUACAAAGCUGAUAUCGUGGGUAGAUUUCUGUACUGCUAAACUGCUUUAAUCGAGUCGAGCUCUGAACUGCUUGCUGUCGUUUUCUGUAUUAAUUAGAACUGGCAUUAGGAAGAAGGUUACAGCGCAUCUCCUCUAGAUGUAACUUACAUGAUCUUGUCUUCACAUCACGCUGUUAGAGGACAUUUUCACUUUGUGGUGAACAUCCUGCACUGGGGUUUACUCUGCUUGCUGCAGCUGAAUCAAACAAAAUCAGCCACAGUCUUUAACUGGACCUGUUGUGCACCCGUUUACUCUCAUCAGUCCAACUUUAUUAUCCGGGCAUGUAACUCAAUAUCGCACUUUUAAACACGGGCGCGGCUGGCGGCCUGACUGCUUUUGAACCGGGCAUGUAACGAUUAAUGUGCAGACCUCCUUCUAGCUCUGCUGUUUUUAUGUUUUAAUAGUCCGUGAUGAGGAAUGAUUAGAGGCUGAGCCGACGGCAGCCUUUUCUUGUUGAGGAAAAUUAACACGUUGAGAUGUAAAUGCUUCUUUGAUCAACAAUAAACUUUUAUCAGAUUUUACUGGGA
Messenger RNA from Myripristis murdjan (pinecone soldierfish), 4053 nucleotides. It is a transcript of the gene rufy3, whose product is annotated as RUN and FYVE domain containing 3. Gene Ontology annotation, biological process: regulation of axonogenesis. NCBI's taxonomy places the organism in Eukaryota, Metazoa, Chordata, Actinopteri, Holocentriformes, Holocentridae. The transcript is spliced from 18 exons. Gene Ontology annotation, molecular function: metal ion binding. The record is from RefSeq and is a predicted model, not a curated record. Gene Ontology annotation, cellular component: cytoplasm. Bases 456 to 2360 code for a protein of 634 amino acids.